Molecule: messenger RNA, 873 nt
Organism: Acanthosepion pharaonis
Lineage: Eukaryota; Metazoa; Mollusca; Cephalopoda; Sepiida; Sepiidae
Source: the annotation of a GenBank genome assembly
AUGUAUUCUUUCUUUUUUUUUAUAAGCGAUUAUUCAUUCUUUCUUUUUAAAUAUCUAAGAUUUUCUUUCUUUUUUCUUUUCUUUCUUUCUUUCUUUCUUUCUUUUUUUCUUCACCAGUACGAAUGUUAUACUUUUUUGUUUGUUUCUUUCUUUGUUUUGUCUUUUUUUUUAUUUUUGUGUCAUAAAGGGUUUAAUAUUGAAUAUUCUCUGUUUCUUUCUUUGUUUCUUUCUUUGUUUCUUUCCACAACAGUACGCAAUAUAAUACUUUCUUUCUUUUACUUUCCUCAUCAAUGCCCAAUAUUCUUUCUUUCUUUUUUCUUUCUUUCGACACCAGUACGCAAUAUUAUACUUCCUUUCGCUUUAUCCUUUUUUUAUUCUUUCCUUAUUUUUCUUGGCGCUUUCUUUAAUUUAUCGAUCUCCCUUUUCUUUCUUUCUUUAUUUCUUUCCUUCUUUCUUACUUUCUUUUUCCUUUCUUUUUUCUUUCUUUCUUUCUUUCUUUCUUUCUUUCUUUCUUUCUUAGCGCUUUAUCCUUUUUUUAUUCUUUCUAUCUUUUUCUUGGCGCUUUCUUUAAUUUAUCUAUCUCCCUUUCCUUUCUUUCUUUCUUUCUUUCUUUAUUUCAUUCAUUCUUUCUUUCUUUCUUUCCUUCAUUCUUUCUUUCUUUCUUUUUUAGCGCUUUAUCCUUUUUUUAUUCUUUCUAUCUUUUUCUUGGCGCUUUCUUUAAUUUAUCUAUCUCCCUUUCCUUUCUUUCUUUCUUUCUUUCUUUCUUUCUUUCAUUCAUUCUUUAUUUCUUUCCUUCAUUCAUUCUUUCUUUCUUUCUUUUUUAACGCUUUAUCCUUUUUUUAUUCUUUCUAUAUUUUUUGGCGCUUUCUUUAA